Osmia lignaria (orchard mason bee) is the source of this 498-nucleotide messenger RNA. NCBI's taxonomy places the organism in Eukaryota, Metazoa, Arthropoda, Insecta, Hymenoptera, Megachilidae. The record is from RefSeq and is a predicted model, not a curated record.
AUGCCAAACCUGGAGGAAAUAUGGAAAAGAAAAAGGGAGGAAGGAAAUGAAGAGGGAGCCACAAAAGAGAAAGAGGAGGAGGGGAAGAGGAGAACAAGCGGAUGGAUGUUUAGAGAAAGCAGCUGGACGGAGAGGUCACCCGAGAAGAAAAAAGAAAGAAGAGAAGGCGAAGGAGGAGUGGGUGAAAUAAAAGAGUUAAUAAAAGAUCUAGGAAAAUAUCUGGGAGAGAGGUUGGGAAGGGUGGAGGAGAAUAUGAAAGCAUUAGGAAAUGAAGUAAGAGGAGAAAUGGAGAAGCUAAAAGAAGAUACGAAGAGAAGAGAGGCCAUGUGGGCGGAACAAAGGAGAGAAAUGGAAGGGAAGAUAGAAAUGCUGAUAAAGAAGAUUGAAGAACUAGAGAAGAAAGGAGAAGAGGGGGCAAGAUGGAUAGAAAUAGAAAGGAAAGUGAACAAAACCGUGCAAGAAUCUAUAGAAAAAAGAAAAGGGGAGUUAGGAGGCUAG